AUGGUAACUGUUGGCGAUUUCAAUAAUGAUGGUCGACUUGAUCUUGCUGUUGCAAAUUAUGGUGUUAAUAAUGUUGGUAUAUUUUUGGGGAUUGGAAAUGGUGCUUUUGGAAGUCAAAGUACACUUUCCACUGGUUCGUCACGUCCUCUUCGGAUUUAUGUAGCUGAUUUGAACAACGACAAAGCACAAGAUAUGAUCGUAGCCAAUUAUGGUACACAGAGUAUUAGUAUAUUUUAUGGAGAUGGAACUGGAAAGUUUUCGAAUGCAAUGACAUAUUUUACAGGUUAUGAUUCUAUUCCGAUGGGAAUUACUGUUGGCGAUUUUAAUAAUGAUAAACAUAUGGAUAUUGCUAUCGCUAAUUCAGGCACAAAUAACGUUGGUAUAUUACUCGGAAAUGAAAACGAUACUUUUAUAACUCAGAAUAUCUUUCCGACUGGUUAUGGUUCACAUCCAUAUUCGAUCACCACUCAUGAUUUUAAUGGUGAUAACUUUCUUGACAUUGUCGUUGCAAAUCAUGGUACUCAUAGUGUUGGUGUACUUUUGGGAAAUGGCAACGGAUCUUUUUCACACUCAACAAUCUAUUCAAUUGGUAAUUCUAUUCCAAUUGCUGUUGUCAUUGGUGAUAUGAAUAAUGACAAUUAUAUGGAUUUAGUUGUUACAAAUAAUGGUACUAAUGAUAUUGCAGUUUUUAUUGCGUAUGGUAAUGGUAGUUUUCGAAGUCCAACAAUGUAUUCAACUGGUUCUUUAUCUUCAGUUUCAGUUGCCAUAACUGAUUUCAAUAAUGACGUUAUACCAGAUAUUGUCGUUAUUCAUAAUGAAACCAAUGCUAUUGGCAUCCUUCUUGGAUAUAAUAAAGGAUUCCUAAAUCAAAUACAAUAUCCAACUGGUACUAAUCCAACUUCGAUAGUUGUUGGUCAUUUCAAUAAUGAUACUCAACUAGAUAUGGUUGUUGGUAAUUAUGUUGACAACACUAUAAGUGUACGACUGGGUUAUCCUGAUGGAUCAUUUGGAAAUGAAAUAACAUUUUCAGCUGGUUUCGCACCGCAAGCAUUAGUUGUUGGUGAUUUUAACAAUGACACUCAUUUAGAUAUCAUCGUAGCUAAUUAUAAUGAAAGCACCGUAAGUGUACUUCUUGGAUAUGGUACUGGCUCUUUUGCAAAUCGAGCAGUAUAUGCAACUGGCCAAGGUCCAUCUUCUAUAGCUAUUGGUGAUUUUGACAAUGAUACUCAUUUGGAUAUUGUUGUCACUAAUGGCUGGUAUCUAAUUAACACUAUGAGUGUACUUCUCGGAAAUGGGAAUGGUACUUUCAGAACUGCAAUGACUUAUGCAACAGGUUAUACUCCAUCGGCUGUAGAUGUUGGUGAUUUUAACAAUGACACUAUAUUGGAUCUUGUCGUUGUCAACAAUUGGCAGAAUACUGUUAGUAUAUUUCUCGGUAUUGGUGAUGGUUCUUUUCCAAAUCAGAUUAUGUAUUCAACUGGCACUGGGCCACAGGCAGUAGUUGUUGGUGAUUUUAAUAAUGAUGGUAAAGCAGAUUUUGUUGUUGCUAAUCUAGGUGACGCAAGUGUAAGUGUGUAUCUUGGAUACGGUGAUGGUUCAUUUACAGAUCAAACAUUGUAUUCGGUUGGUACUGCACCAAACUCUAUAGUUGUUGGUAAUUUCAGCACCGAUGCAUAUUUAGAUAUGGUUGUUGCCAAUCUAGGUGACAACACUGUCAGUUUACUUCUUGGAUAUGGUAACAGUAGUUUUGCAACUCAAACAACAUAUUCAACUGGUUUAGCACCAAAUGCUAUUGCUGCUGGCGAUUUUAACAAUGACUUUCUGCUGGAUGUUGUUGUUGGUAAUCUAAAUAAUAAAAGUGUAAGUGUAUUACUUCAUUUUGUUGGAGGAGAGCUGACAAGUGAAUCGGCAUAUGCAUCUGGUGGUGGUUCACAUUUAAAAUAUGUUAUCGCUAGUGAUUUCAACAACGAUACACACCAAGAUCUCAUUGUUGCUAACUAUGGAACUAAUAGUAUUGGUGUUCUUCUUGGAAAUGGAACAGGUACUUUUGCAAAUCAAAUUAAUUUUACAAUGGGCUCAAAUUCUCAUCCGGCGUCAAUCGCUGCCGGUGACUUUAAUAAAGAUGGGCAAGCAGAUCUUGCAGUUGCUAAUUAUGGUUCAAAGUAUAUUGGAAUGCUUCUUGGAAAUGGAAAAGGCUGGUUUACAAGUCAAGUAGUUUAUGGUGAUAGUACGGAUUUUGCUCCGUUAGUUGUAGCUGCUGGUGACUUUAAUAAUGAUGGACAAACAGAAAUUGUAGUCGCUUAUGAUGAUAGUGAUAAUGUUGACGUAUUUGUUGCAUUUGAUACAGGAUUUUUCUAUCCUAAAAAAACUUAUCCAACUGAUGUUGGUCCAUGGUCUGUAGCCAUCGGUGAUUUUAACAAUGACAGCCAACUAGAUUUUGUCGUUACUAAUAGUGCUGCUAAUACCAUAAGUAUACUUUUCGGAUAUGGCAAUGGUUCUUUUGCAAUUGGGCCAACAUAUCAAACUGGUAAAAGACCAUCAGCUGUAGCUGUUGGAGAUUUUAACAAUGAUAAUCAACUCGAUAUUGUCGUUGCUAAUAUGUAUAUUGACUUUACUCAGAUAGAUAGUCAUCUCCUACUUAUAUAUCUCGGAUAUGGUAAUGGAUCUUUUGUGCUUUCAUCAUAUGCUUUCACUGGCAUGGGCCCAGCAGCUAUGGUUGUUGCUGAUUUCAACAAUGAUAAACAAUUGGAUAUCAUAGUUGCUAAUAGUUACCAAAACUAUGUAAGUGUACUUCUUGGGUUUGGUAAUGGAUAUUUUGCAGAUCAAGUAACAUAUCUGACUGGUGGUGCCCCAGUGUCUAUAGUUGCUGGUGAUUUUAACAAUGACACUCAACUAGAUAUCGUCACCGCUAAUACUAAUGAUGCAACUAUAAGUGUACUUCUUGGGUAUGGUAAUGGAUCUUUCGCAGAUCAAGUAACAUAUCCAACUGGAACUUAUCCAGCUUUUGUAGCUGUAUUUGAUUUUAACAACGACACACGACUAGACAUUGUCGUUGCGAAUUCUGGUGACAGCAAUGUAGGUUUACUUCUCGGGCAUGGUAAUGGUACGUUUGCAAAGCAGACAACAUUUAUAGUUGGCAACUCACCAGGAGCACUAGCUGUUGGUGAUGUGAAUAAUGACAAUCGACUAGAUAUUGUUGUCACUAAUACAGGUGACAACACUGCUAGUGUACUUCUUGGAUUAGGGAAUGGUGCUUUUAGAGAACCGGCAGUAUAUUCAACUGGAGCUUUACCAUACUUUGUAGUCCUUGCUGAUUUCAACAGUGAUAAUCGACUGGAUAUGAUCGUUGUUAACUACCGAGACAGUCGUGUGGGUAUACUUUUAGGAUAUGCAAAUCUUGCUUUUGUUAAACAAACGACACUCAUAACUGGUAAUGGUUCUCAACCAAAAUCGUUUGUCAUUGGAGAUUUUAACAAAGAUGCUCAACUUGAUAUUGCUGUCACAAAUUCGGGCACGAAUAAUAUGGGCAUAUUUCUUAGUUAUGGAAACGGUUCUUUUGCUCUUCAGAAAACAUAUGCAACUGGUUCUUCUCCACGAUCCAUAGCAAGUGGUGAUUUUAAUAACGAUACUAUACUAGAUAUUGUUGUCGCUAAUAGUGGCAGUGACAGUGUUAGUGUACUUUUUGGAUAUAAAAAUGGUUCUUUUGCAAAUCAAACAACAUUUACAACUGGCUUUGAAUCUGAACCAUAUACAGUAGCUGUUGGUCAUUUUAACAAAGACAUCUUUUUAGAUAUCGUUGUCGUUGAUUAUGGUCUGAGCAAUGUGUAUGUGUUUAUUGGAUAUGGUAAUAACACAUUCGUAGGUAAAUCCGUUUUUACACUUGGUUUUGGAUCAUCACCAAUAUCUUUAGCUGUUGCUGAUUUCAAUAAUGAUAAACAGUUGGAUUUUGCUGUUGUGAACGAAGGCACUGACAACUUGAAAAUUCUUCUAGAAACUUGUUAA
Messenger RNA from Adineta steineri, 4002 nucleotides. The record is from the annotation of a GenBank genome assembly. NCBI's taxonomy places the organism in Eukaryota, Metazoa, Rotifera, Eurotatoria, Adinetida, Adinetidae.